Molecule: messenger RNA, 1145 nt
Organism: Umbelopsis ramanniana AG
Lineage: Eukaryota; Fungi; Mucoromycota; Umbelopsidomycetes; Umbelopsidales; Umbelopsidaceae
Exons: 2
Coding region: 325-972 (215 amino acids)
Source: RefSeq, a predicted model, not a curated record
UCCGUCUCAAUGAUUUGUGAUGGCCUCUACUUUCACUAGUUGAGAUGGACGUGUUACUACACCACUGUGGUUGCUUCACUCCGGCUCGGAUGUGACAAUAGCUCUCUGAGCCGCGCUUUUAUUGGCUGAAAAAUGGAUUAACAAAAAUAUUCUAUGGCAUUGAUACUCUAGUUUCUUUCUAAGCCGCGCAUCCGUAGCUAAUGAAUAAUGAAAUGGACACAACUCCGAACAACAUGGAUCUCACCGAAGAAAAAAUUGAAAAGCUCUACGUAGGCUUCGCGAAAAGAUUUAGACUUGAAGAGCUAGCCAAAGUACAAGGACAACAUGAAGGGGCUAUCUUACCCCUUGAAAUCCUCGAAGAGAUGGAAAAUACUCCCAAAAACGGCCUGGCAUACAACCUCAAGAGAGUGGGAAAAGACAUCCGGAAAUAUGAAGGCGGUAGAUGGACCGCCUCAGAAUCUCUCAACAAGAGUAUCAUUCCCGACCUCAAAAGAUACUACAUCAGCCAAAUACAAAGAUGCGGACCGACUUCGAACCUCGGGUCACGGCAUUACCGAAAUUUACGAAACACUCAAAUUUGUAGCAGAAAGAGGAGGAGACCCUUCAGACGAAGACCUCCUCUUGGAGAGCAUUGCCAAACUUCGACGUCUUGCAAUAUAUGCAUACGCGACAGCCAAACAGAUGGACACCGAAGCCCACAUCACCGCAGCCAAAGCUCUCCAAUUACCUGAAUCCCUCAAGCAUAUCACAGAGGAAGAUGAAUCCGGGAAAAGACUCACCUUCGAUAACGAACUCAUCGAACGGAUUAACAAGGCAAAGUACGAUGAAUCUAUCCUACGCGCAGCCACCUGUAGACCAAACUCAGCUUUCAAUAAGAACUCCAGUUCAAAUUUCCAUAAAGUCAUGGAACCCGAACCAUCGGCAGAAUUACCGAGGAAGCAAUCACCGAAACAAUGCCAACAACACAGUUAACAAGAACGACAACCUUGGCCGCCUGGAGAUUAUCAGGGAAAUCAAGGGGUCAAAGGGCAUUUCGGAAGAAAUGAUUAAGUUUCUGGAGGGAAGUCAUCGCAAAGGUACUGUACGCACCUACAAUAGUGCAUGGUUAGUUUGGAGAGACUGGUGCCUACAACAGAACCCAAGGA